UAUUAUGAGAACCUCACAGCCUACGCAUAUGCUCUGGUUUCAAAGGUAUUACGCACGCCAUUUGAUUGGCAGACGGACAUCUUUGUCAUAUUAAAAAUGGGCCAAGUUGAAAAAAUCCUAACAAGGUUUCUUAAUAAGUGACGAGAUUUCUCCAGAUAACAACCUCUCAAGGCUGAUGGUACUUUUAAAUUAGAUAGGUGUUGAAAUUCCUCAGUCCGUAUGAUCGGUGUUCUGAAACGAAAUUCUACAUAAAGAGGGAGAGAAACAAGUCCCAUGCAUGCAUCGGAAUACUCUGCAUUUUGCCAGUGUUUUCACCAAAUAGCAUGAUGCCACUUACAUGCUCUGUGUCUAUUAUUAAUUUUGAGGAAGUAAAUAAUUCCUUGCAAUGCUAUAUGACGAAAACUUUAUUUGCACUAGUACGUCCAUUGCAUUAUUAAGUGGAGAUAUAGUUAUCAAGAAAAGCUAAUGUACAUCUCUUGAAGCUAAAUGUGUAGAUUAGAAUUGACUUUGAGUUCAUACUCGUCUAGUGGUAGUUGAGGCGAGCCUACACAAAAUUUAUUUACUCCUUUGGCACAAAUUUCAACAGCCUACAUUGUUGUAAAGUCUGUUUGGUCGACACAGUUGAGUGGCAGCUAAAGUUCGGUAGUUGAAAAAUUGUUUAGUGCAUACCGCUUAUGUUUUUGUUGUUCUACCUUAGUUCUAUGCAUGGCCAUUCUAGUUUUCAGGCCAUUUGAUUUUAUUCCGUUUUAGAGUGUUAUGAAUAUUAUACUAUGCAUAUUGGUGUUAAUAAAUCAGACUAUUUACCAUCAUUGAUAGUGCAGAAAUCACCUGUUAACUUUUAUAUUGGACUUUGCCUCGCCUUAUUGUCGACCUUAUUCAUUGGAACUAGUUUUAUAUUUAAAAAGCUUGCACUUCGUCGAAGUUCCAGGAAUGGAUUUAGCGCUGGUGAUGGAUCCCUAAGUUAUUUGUGUGAAUGGAUGUGGUGGAUGGGUUUUAUUCUAAUGGGUAUUGGUGAAUUUGCCAAUUUUGUAGCGUAUACAUUCGCUCCAGCUAUACUAGUGACACCGUUAGGUGCAUUAUCUGUACUUGUUAGUGCACUGUUAAGUGUACGCUUUUUAAAUGAACGUUUAAAUUGUAUUGGUGGAUUUGGAUGCGGUAUAUGUAUAUUAGGUUCAACUUUAAUUGUAUUACAUGCACCAAAAGAACAAAAUUUAACAUCACUACAUGAAAUGUGGUUAAGAGCUACCGAUCCAUCUUUCAUUAUCUACAGUUUAUUCGUUAUAUUAAUGUCCAUCGUAUUGAUUUUUAUUUUGGGUCCACGUUAUGGUAAAACAAACCCAAUUAUCUUCACAUUGGUCAGUGGAAGUAUUGGCUCAUUGUCAGUUGUUGCUUGUAAAGGUAUUGGUGUAGGAUUAAAAAAUGCAUUCACUGUUGGCUUUUCAUCAAUGUUCUCAUCAUGGUUUUUUUGGUUCCUGAUGAUCUGGCUUAUUGGUGCAAUCACAAUACAAAUGUAUUAUUUAAAUCGAGCAUUAGAUUUAUUCAGUACUGGCAUAAUUACACCGUUACUAUAUGUGUUCUUCACUGGCUUUGUAAUCAUUGCAUCAACAGUGUUAUUUCAUGAAUUAAAUGCAUUGAAUUAUAUGGAUUAUGUUGGUUUAAUAUUCGGUUUGAUAUUCACAGUGUUAGGUAUUGUUAUGAUUACUGUGCUAAAGGAUUCCAAUUUCUCAUGGAAGAGCUUACGAACAUUUUUUCAGGCAAAGCAUUCAACCUACUCGUCAUCAAACAGUUCAUUUGACAUGCACAAUAAACUUUAUCGUCGUAUUACUGCAUUCAAACCAACAUUGUAUGACUGGAAAACUCGACAUGGUAGACGUUUAUCAUUCGAUCAAUUGAGUACCGAAAAGUUAAUCUCUGAUCAUCAUUCUGAUUCUGAACUCACUGAUGUUGUACAUCUAUUGCCACAUAUAACUAGUCGUAAUAUUAAUCAAAAUGGUCAUCUAAUGUCAGGUAAGGCAAAAAUGAAAAGAAUUCAAACAUUUACUGAUUCUCCACAAUUGUAUACUCUGACAAACGGAAUAGUUUCUGUCUCUACUUAA
This is a messenger RNA of Schistosoma guineensis, 2096 nucleotides long. The record is from the annotation of a GenBank genome assembly. NCBI's taxonomy places the organism in Eukaryota, Metazoa, Platyhelminthes, Trematoda, Strigeidida, Schistosomatidae.